This is a messenger RNA of Capra hircus (goat), 2081 nucleotides long. RefSeq names its product C-C motif chemokine receptor 8 (gene CCR8). The transcript has 3 exons. The coding region runs from base 224 to 1282 and encodes 352 amino acids. NCBI's taxonomy places the organism in Eukaryota, Metazoa, Chordata, Mammalia, Artiodactyla, Bovidae. The record is from RefSeq and is a predicted model, not a curated record. Gene Ontology annotation, cellular component: membrane. Gene Ontology annotation, molecular function: C-C chemokine receptor activity. Gene Ontology annotation, biological process: chemotaxis; G protein-coupled receptor signaling pathway; immune response.
GCUGACACACAGCAGUGCAGACUCUGAGACAAAGAAACUAGCAACACUGAAAACCUCCAGAAGGCAGGCUCUCAUUAAGUGAAGUACAGAAACGAACAAGGAUUUGGAGAAGACAGAUGCAGCUUUUGAGUCCUGGCUCUGUUGCCUCACCCUUCGUGUAACUUCAGGUACUGGACAAAAGCUGAGACUCAGGAGCCUCUGUGGCUGGCCUCCUCCUGCCUUGAUGGAUUACACACUUGAGCCCAAUUUGACAACAGUAACUGACUUCUACUAUCCCGACAUCUACUCGAGCCCCUGCGAUGGGGAGGGGAGAGACAGCAAGCUGCUUCUCGCCGUCUUCUACUGCAUUCUGUUUGUAUUUGGUCUUCUGGGGAACAGCCUGGUCAUCCUAGUCCUUGUCGCCUGCAAGAAACUGAGGAGCGUCACGGACGUAUACCUCCUGAACCUGGCCCUGUCCGACCUGCUGUUUGUCUUCUCCUUCCCCUUUCAGACCCACUAUCAGCUGGACCAGUGGGUAUUUGGGACCAUAAUGUGCAAGGUGGUCUCUGGCUUUUACUAUGUCAGCUUCUUCAGCAGCAUGUUCUUUAUAACCCUCAUGAGUAUGGACAGGUACCUGGCAGUUGUCCAUGCCGUCUAUGCCUUGAAGGUGAGGACUAUCAGCAUGGGCACAGCCCUGAGUCUGCUGGUGUGGCUGACUGCCCUCGUGGCCACCAGCCCGUUACUAGUAUUUUACCAAGUGGCCUCCGAAAAUGGCGUCCUACAGUGUUACACGUAUUACAAUCAGCAGACGCUGAAGUGGAAGAUCUUCAUCCACUUUGAGGUGAAUAUCUUAGGCCUGCUGAUCCCGUUCAGCAUCCUGAUGUUCUGCUACAUCCGCAUCCUGCACCAGCUGAGGAGCUGCCAGAACCACAACAAGACCAAGGCCAUCAAGCUCGUGCUCAUCGUGGUGGUCGCCUCCCUACUCUUCUGGGUCCCUUUCAACAUGGUCCUCUUCCUCACUUCCCUGCACGACAUGCACAUCUUGGAUGGAUGUGUCAUGAGCCAGCAGCUGACCUACGCCACGCAUGUCACAGAAACCAUUUCCUUCACCCACUGCUGCGUGAACCCUAUUAUCUAUGCAUUCAUGGGUGAGAAGUUCAAGAAACACCUAUCAGAACUAUUUCGGAAGAGUUGCAGCCACAUCUUCGUCUACAUCGGGAGGCAGGUCUCCAGGGAGGCCUUGGAAAAAUCAUCCUCGAAUCAUCACUCCACUCGCUCCUCCACCAUAGACUACAUUCUGUGAGUCUGUGCAGGGCAGAGCAUCCCUCUGCCUCCAUCACCCACCUUCUUGAAAUAGAAAUGAUUCACGCUGGAGGUGGAGGCUACGUUGAAGGGAGACUCUUAGAAAGCUGGCUGGAGACACAAGACUUCUGUCAUGAUAUUUGGUGAAUUACUACUAUUGCAAGUCAACCCUCUCAACUUUCAAAGACUUUGUCACUAUUUUCUAAAAAUAGUCUAUAAGUUUCACUGUGUUAGCUAUAGGGAUUCCCCCUCACCCAGGUUUUGGAGUAUCUUUAUCAAAUACCAGCUUUAAUUUUAUCAAAUGCCUUCUCCUUAUCUAUUGAGGUGAUCAUGUAGUUUUCCUCCAUUAUUCUGUUAAUUUUGUGAACUAUAUUGAUAGGUUUUCUUAUUUUAAACCAACCCAUGUUUUCCCUAGAAAAAAUGACCUCAUGUUUAUGAUCAUUUUAACAAUAAACGAUUGGAUUCUCUUGGGAUUUCUGUAUCUGUGUUCAUGAGCGAUACUGACCCGCAACACUUGUGACCUAGGAAGUGCCUCGGAUCUUGAACCAUGCUGGCCUCGCUCAGGACAUUGCAAGGGACACCUUGGAUUUCCCGGCCUGGACCCUGCUCCUCACUUACAAGCUGGCCUGAGGUAGCAUCUCUGCAUGUCAAGGCAGACACGUGUGAGAUAAGGUUGAAGAUGGUGAUGACGCUGCUUUCUGUCUUGCCUGCUCCAUAGACCUACCCGAUGUCCCACCUAUAGCCUAUAAAUAUCUUUGUGCACAUAAAAGGUUGUUAUUACUAUAAUAAAAAUACACAGC